This is a messenger RNA of Hibiscus syriacus, 2307 nucleotides long. Its product is annotated as phenylalanine ammonia-lyase-like. Bases 82 to 2172 code for a protein of 696 amino acids. Gene Ontology annotation, biological process: L-phenylalanine catabolic process. NCBI's taxonomy places the organism in Eukaryota, Viridiplantae, Streptophyta, Magnoliopsida, Malvales, Malvaceae. The record is from RefSeq and is a predicted model, not a curated record. Gene Ontology annotation, cellular component: cytoplasm. Gene Ontology annotation, molecular function: ammonia-lyase activity. The transcript has a single exon.
CCAAGUCCUAAAAACUACCUCUCAAUCUCCCUUCUUCCAUAUUCUUCACGUACCCUUGUUGUCUUUCUUCUUUCUCUUGCAAUGGCAACUGGUGAAUUCGAUGUUUCCGAGAAUGGUUGCUCUGUCUUAACUCAUUUGCACUGGCAAAAGGCUGCUGAUGCCCUCCGGUGCUCUUAUGUCGACGAGGUUAGCCGAAUGGUGUCGCAGUUUGCGGAGGCGAAAGUUGUUGGAAUUCAGGGGACUACCCUUACGGUGGCUGAGGUCACGGCGGUUUCGAGAAGGAACGAAGUGGUGGUUUCGCUUGAUGAGGCGGCUGCUCGUGACAGGGUGGCGAAGAGUGCUGAUUGGGUUAGCGACAGAGUCUCUCGUGGGAUUGACAUUUAUGGAGUCACCACUGGUUUUGGUGCUACGUCUCAUAGACGUACCACGAAGACUUCCGACCUCCAGACGGAGCUUAUAAGAUUCUUGAACGCCGGUGUGAUCGGGAAAGAAUAUCUUCCGACCAGUUAUUCCAAGGCGGCUAUGCUCGUUCGUGCCAACACGCUCAUGCAAGGCUAUUCCGGUAUCCGGUGGGAGAUACUCGAAGCCAUGACGGAACUCAUGAAUCGGAAUUUGAUCCCGAAACUGCCGCUCAGAGGGACGAUCACCGCGUCCGGUGAUCUCGUCCCGUUAUCAUACAUUGCAGGGUUGUUAACAGGGAGACGAAACUCCAAGGUCGUCACUGCUGACGGAGGAGAAAUCGACGGUGUCGAGGCUUUGAAAAGAGCUGGAAUUAAUGGUCCUUUCGAGCUCCAAGCAAAGGAAGGUUUAGCUCUUGUGAACGGAACCGCCGUUGGUUCUGCUGUUGCUGCGACGGUUUGUUUCGAUGCCAAUCUUUUGGCUCUCCUUUCGGUGAUUCUCUCGGCUUUGUUUUGCGAAGUUAUGCACGGCAAGCCGGAGUUCACCGAUCCCUUAACGCAUGAGCUCAAGCACCAUCCCGGCCAGAUCGAAUCGGCUGCGAUCAUGAAGUUUCUUUUAGACGGAAGUGAUUACAUGAAAGAAGCUAAGAUCAGGCAUGAGAAAGACCCUCUUACUAAGCCUAAACAAGACAGGUAUGCAAUUAGAACCUCUCCUCAAUGGCUUGGACCUCAAGUCGAAGUAAUUCGACAAGCGACGCAUUCGAUCGAGAGGGAGAUCAAUUCCGUUAACGAUAAUCCGUUGAUCGAUGUCGAUCGUGACAUCGCUCUCCAUGGUGGGAAUUUCCAGGGGACGCCUAUAGGUGUCUCCAUGGACAAUCUCCGAAUCGCAAUCGCAGGCAUCGGGAAGCUCAUGUUUGCUCAAUUCUCCGAACUCGUUUGCGAUUACUACAACAACGGUUUGCCGUCGAACUUGAGCGGAGGAACUAAUCCAAGCUUGGACUACGGAUUCAAAGGCGCAGAGAUUGCCAUGGCUGCAUACUGCUCCGAGCUACAAUACCUCGCGAAUCCCGUCACGACGCAUGUGCAAAGCGCCGAACAACACAACCAAGAUGUCAACUCCCUCGGCCUUAUCUCGGCUAGAAAAAGUGCAGAAGCCAUUGAAAUACUCAAGCUGAUGUCCUCAACAUUCAUGGUGGCACUUUGCCAGGCUAUUGAUUUGCGACAUUUGGAGGAAAACAUGAGAGAAACAGUGAAAAAAAUACUUCUCCAAGUAGUAAAGAAAACACUCUACCUUGCAGAAGAUGGAUCACUGCUCCAAUCACGUUUCUGCGAGAAAGAACUCUUGCAGGUCAUCGAACACCAACCGGUUUUCUCCUAUCUCGAUGACCCGAUGAACCCUUCGUACACCCUUUUGCCUAAGCUUCGAGAAGUGCUUGUCGAAAGGGCACUAAAAGAUAAAAAGGGCGACGAAGAAGGGUUUUCGAUAUUCAAAAGGAUCCCGGUUUUCGUCGAGGAAUUGAAGGCGAAACUCGAGGAAGAGUUACCGAAAGCAAGAGCAAAAUUCGGCAAUGAAGAAUUCGAGGUUGCUAAUCAGAUCGAGAAAUGCAGGACUUAUCCGAUAUAUGGAUUUGUGAGGAAGGAAGUGGGAACUGAGCUUCUUGUUGGUGAAAAGAAGGUGAGUCCAGGAGAGGAUAUAGAGAAGGUCUGUGAAGCCAUUAAUGAAGGGAAACUGGGAGCUGUUGUUAUGAGGUGCUUAAAUAAUUGGAAACUAUAGGCUGUUUCAGUGUAAUAAUGUUUGGAUUGUAUUAUUUGUAACAUGUUUUGUUUCUGGUUCUUCACGUUUUUGACUUUGGGAUUAUGUAAUUUUGUGUUCUGGUCGGAGUCAAUGAAGUUCUAGUAAUGGAUUAUU